UUCCCCCCUCUUAAACUGCUGAAAAAUGAAUCAUAUUCAGGGUUUCAAACAUUUCCUCUUUGACUAGCCUCCAAAAAGGUUUAUUAACGUUUAUCUUUUAAAUUGCUGCUGUAGUUAAUUUGUGUCAGUCCUGCCCCUGCUAAAACAAGUGGAGAAGGAGUGUCAGGUUAGUCUUCCAUCUGUCUGACACAUGCACUUCUUAGCACUGUUACCGGUGGGUAUCCACUGUUAAACAAGCCUGCGCUAUUUUUUAUGACUCACUAAGAAGUCGUGUGGUGGUGUGAUCCCCGUCCCCAACUACCAGCGCUUAAACUUGUAAUUUUCAAUAUAUUGUGUUAAAACAGACUUCUAAUUCUGGCUAUUUUUCUUUUCAGUUUUAGACCUAAAAUUGGAAGCUCUAUUUUUAUGAAACAGUCUCCUAGGAAAGUCACUGGUGUUGCUACCCGCAAAUACUGGGCCCAGGGGUGGGGAGGGCAAGAACUGGCUGUUUCACAUGGCUCGACAGAACGUGUGGGCCUGCCAGCCAGUGGAGGUGGAAUCUGCCCUUUGCUUUCUUGGCAAGUGUUUCUGGCUUUGAAAGCCCUGAUUAGGACUUCAGUUCUUGGUCUUUUCUUGCCGUUCCAUGAAACAUAGCCCAUUGUCUCCAGAGGUUCUGAAGAGAUGGAGGACCUUGAUGGUCCACAUCCGUUAUUCUCUUUGACACGGUUGUGCUUCAUCCCUCAGGGUUAAAAGCCAAUCUGUCAUCAGGCGAAUUUUAGAAAAUACUGCAGUGAAACAAGAUAUCUUAAGAAGUGUAAAACUGGCGGUGAGUUCUUCAUGCUCACUGUGUAGUAUGCAGAAAAGCUGCUGGCCUUUGCCCUUGCAUCUCUAGACACCUUAAAUGUGAUUCAUUUGUUUUUCGAAGUAGAGAAGACGCAGUUCAGACCAGCACCGGAAGGUUUUCCACUGGGGUUCACCUGCUUGGCAAAUCUUUCCAGCUUCCUAGACUGCUGCAUGGCUAUGGCUUAAAUAAACUAUCUGGACGUCCACCCUUGCUAAAAGGAGAGUGAUUUCCAUUAUUAUGUGAAUUUUUUCCAAGGGACUGAGGUGCAGGUGAAAAAGUGGCACAACAGGAUGAACAUCUCCCAAAUUCAGCUUCAAAUUUUGGCUUUUGCUGUGUUUGAGGUGAAAAUUAGCUUGUGGAGUGAAGAGAGAUGGAACUGUAUACUGCUGGCUGUGUUUGUAUCACAUUAUCUGGUAACUGAUGGAGGUAAGGAAUAAUUGGAACAUUGAGACAAUUUCCUGUUUUCUCUUUGAAGGUAGUAGAGUGUUGGGAGAGGAGGCCAGGAGAAAUUGGACCUUAGGAACCAGCUCUUGAGAGGUUGGCUGGCUCCUCUGGCUGAUGGCAUGUUGAGGCACACGGGCCAGUGGCAACGAGGGCAUCCGAUCCAGAGGGGGCCACUCUAGAGGCCAGGUCACCAGCAUCAUGGGCCAGUGUGUCACCAAAUGCAAGAAUCCAUCAUCAACUCUGGGUAGCAAGAAUGGAGACCGUGACCCCAGCAGCAAGUCACACAGCAGGCGGGGUGCAGGCCACCGUGAGGAACAGCUGCCAACCUGUGGCAAGCCAGGUGGGGAUAUCCUCGUCAAUGGGACCAAGAAGGCAGAGGCUGCUACCGAGGCCUGCCAGCUGCCAACAUCCUCGGGAGACGCUGGGAGAGAGCCCAAGUCGAAUGCCGAAGAGUCUUCCUUGCAGAGGUUGGAGGAGCUGUUCAGGCGCUAUAAGGACGAGCGGGAGGAUGCAAUUUUGGAGGAAGGCAUGGAGCGCUUUUGCAAUGACUUGUGUGUCGACCCCACGGAAUUUCGAGUGCUGCUCUUGGCUUGGAAGUUCCAGGCUGCUACCAUGUGCAAAUUCACCAGGAAGGAGUUUUUUGAUGGCUGCAAAGCAAUAAGUGCAGACAGCAUUGAUGGGAUCUGUGCCCGGUUCCCCAGCCUCUUAACAGAAGCCAAACAAGAGGAUAAAUUCAAGGAUCUCUACAGGUUUACAUUUCAGUUCGGCCUGGACUCUGAAGAAGGGCAGCGGUCACUGCAUCGGGAAAUAGCCAUUGCCCUGUGGAAACUAGUCUUUACCCAGAACAAUCCUCCGGUAUUGGACCAGUGGCUAAACUUCCUAACAGAGAACCCCUCGGGGAUCAAAGGCAUCUCCAGGGACACUUGGAACAUGUUCCUUAACUUCACUCAGGUGAUUGGCCCUGACCUCAGCAACUACAGUGAAGAUGAGGCCUGGCCAAGUCUCUUCGACACCUUUGUGGAGUGGGAAAUGGAACGAAGGAAAAGAGAAGGGGAAGGGAGAGGCGCACUCAGCUCAGGGCCCGAGGGCUUGUGUCCCGAGGAGCAGACUUAGUGGCUCUGUCUCAGGGGCAGCAGCGAGGACCUGCCCGCUGCCCUGCAGCCCACCGAGGAAUCGGACCUUUCUGGAAAUUACUGAAGAUCGGAUAUUUUCUACUUUACACCUUUCUCUGCCUUGUAUCUGAAAGGGCUCUAAAAUGCUGUAUCAUGUUUUAGGCACUUUCUUCACUUUUUGGUUAUUUUGGUUAUUCCUUUUUUGGGGGGGUUCCCCCAAAAUAUUUGAACCUGGUUACAUGUUGUGUUUUUUUUUUUUUUUUAAGCCUUCAGAUAGAAUAAGCCUGCCAUUUCUUGCACAAAUUAAAUUUUUUGGGGGGGUCGGGGAGGGUAUAGGGCAGGGAGGGGGAAUGGGACAGUUAGGUUGAAUUAUCAUUACAAAAUGAUACAGUGCCAGAUCUCAGUUUUGCAUAUUCUCGUUUUUCAGGGCAGGUCUGUACUGUGUGUAGUGCUGUUUACAUGGUUGAAUUUAGGUUGUAAUAAUUAUUUUUAAAGAUUUACACAGAGUUGAAUAGCAGUGUUAACUGUUAACCACAUUGCAUUAAUUCCCAGGCAAUUUAAAGCUCUUGGAGAGCCAAGGCCAGCCAAGAGCAUUUGUAGUCUAGUUGUAACCUCUUUUUAAGCUAAUUUAUCUGAAACCCUUAUUUCCCCCACUUCUUGCUCAUUCCUCCUUUGACCUAUUUCAUUUCAUGUUGAGUUUACCCAUCAACAUGCUGCACCUGUCAGUCAAGUGAGCAGUUUUUUCGAUCACGUUGUACUGAGAAACCACUUAAAGCAUUGAAUGCAGAGAAAGCAGUGCUACCUCAGUUUUGCUGGAAGUAGACUUUGAUAGUUUUCUUUGACGAAGUUUAUGUAUUUUCAUGUUGUAAGUGGAAAUACUUUUUUUUUUUUUUUUUUUCAUUUGCCUUGGAGCCAAAGUUUCUGUUCCUGGUGGUCGGAAAACUGUGCCUGCCGGCCAACUGACUUGAAGGAAAACUGUGGUAUGGAGCUCUGCUUGAAUUUUUUUUUUUUAAUUUUUUUGAGUAUCAUCAGCUUACUUGUCUGGCAAGUGCAGAAGCCUGAGGCUGGCCUGAACUCUGCCAAACAAAUAUAGAAGUGUAUUUAAUAGCUAAACGUGUGCCCUUUCCCUUCUUGCUGCACCCAUGUUGUCACUUAACCCCCAGAAGUUAUUUAUUAUCUUCUUUGUAAAUGUCAGGCUCAUUUGGGGUAAUGUGAUGACUGUUUAGGUUUACAUGGCCCUCUUCCCUUACCCCCAAAUAUGUAUAUAUACAUAUAUAAGAUAUGUAUAUAUUUUACCUAUAUAAAAUAUAUAUAUACACAUAUAUGUAUCUAUAUUCCUUUCUUUACCUGCUAAAACUGGCUAUAAAAGGGAGCUGCCUUCAAUAUAUAAAGUAUAAGAAGAAUGCCAGGGAACAUCAUAGUGGAGGUUUUUGAAUCUGAAUUUGGACCAUUUUCACUAAAGAGGAGGUGAAUUUUCUCAGCCCUUUCCUCCCAAGAGGGAGUCCUGUCCCCCCAGACUCCCGUGUGCUCGCUCCCUGAGGCCACCUUGGGCCAGACUGCCACACAGGAGCUGACUGGUCCUACCUGGUUUCAGUAGAGGGUCCUCUUGUUAUUUUUCCAUUAAAAAAAAAAACAAAAAAUGUCCUCAUAAAACUAUACUGGCAGGGUGGGUGGCAGGAACUUGUACAGGUCAGCUUCCAACACUUUGGAACAGAUUGAAAAGGUAAUCUUUUAAAUAAAAAGCUUACAAAAAUAUUUAUACUCUUGAGGUAAUGAGAGUUUGUCUAUUAAACAUCUGGAGUUUUCCCCCCUGACUUCCCCCAUCGCCUGCCCAGGUACAUGUCUCUCAGCCUGGGCAGGAAUUGCUUGUUUUAAGUCCCUUUAUUUAGUAGCCUUACGGCUUCAGGCUCCCAUCUUUACAAAGAUGAUUUAAGGAGUUUCUGCAGUUGAUGUUUUCCUAAAAUUGGCAUUGACAUAAAGAACGCACUUGAAGUUUGAUUUUUUUUUUUUUUUUUUUUGAAUCCCAGCCCUGACACUUGCCCCUUUAGAGGGGUGGAUGGGAAACUUUAAAAUCAGCCAGUGUGGAUCAGUGAUACUGCUGGAAAGAGGAAGAGGGUCUCUGGCCAGAUGUCUGGCCUUGUUCUAGCCUAAGACACAGGAUCCUCGUAUAAAGAAUUUCUAGGGGUCCCAGCAGGGUCUGUGGGCUCAGCUAUAGUCAGGGUGCCUAGACUGAGGUGUUCACGAGGCCGUCUUCUCAUCCAGCCAGUCUGCAGCCCCCAGUUUUUCCCACUUCUGGACUGGGAGGAGGUUGAAUAAGGGUAAAGGUAGGCUGCUCCUAGCCAGGUAUGGAGAAAAGGGUACAAAAGAGGUAAACACUGAGUGUCUUGAGGACUCUGGAGGACCUGGAGUCCUUCCCCAGCCUGUAAGAGGGCGAUCCAUGCAUUAAGUGUGCUGUAAUUGGUGGAUUGUUUUUAAAAAAUUCAACUAGUCAGCUUCCCCAACCCCAUGAAAGAGCCAUUUAAAAAAUUACUUUUGGUUAUAUUUUUAAUGUUUGUUACAAAAGUGCAGAUGAGAAGCCAGAAAAGGAAUGGUCAGGGAAGGACUUACUUUCCCUUCCAGGUUUGAGCCCUUGAAUUCCCAAGCAAGGAAUUCAAGCUUUUGCAGUAGCCUGGGCCAGUGCCUGACUUUCUCAUGACCGUAGGAAAAGCGGUUUUUCUGCAGAGGGGUCCAAGGUGGGGGUGUGUAGGGUUUGGAGAUACACUUCUGGGAAAUGGAAGGUCCCUAUUCCUCUUCUCCUAGGCAUAGCUUUGUUGCUUAAUGAGUGAGCAGUAAUUGUGUGGGAGAGGCCAAGUGCCUGCCUCUCAGGUAAGCCAGUGCACCCUUCACUUUAACAACAUGACACCAGGGUGGUGUGGUGGUGUGGAGAGGGGCAGGAUGUGGAUGUCAUUUUAAAAAUAGGCAAAUAUCUGAGAGUGACUAAAACAAUGUUGGGAAAUUGCUUGGAUUUUGGCAAAUGGCUUCGUGUGUGAGCUUCUGUGUUUCUUUAGCGAUUAGAAAGCUAUAUGAGAUGAGGUGUGCUCCACCGGAUUGCUCUUCCCCCACCCCUGCCAAAUUUGAAUGUAUUGUUCUUAACCCCGCCUCCUAUAAUGACAUUUUGCUGUGUCAGCCGGUUGCCUCAGCAGUUCUCCCUGCCAGAUGUGCCCACAUGUGUGGGUUGGGUCCAAGAUGCCAUUUCUACCCUUCUGAUAAGAAAAAUCUAGAGCUAGGUAAAGAUCCAAAUUUUAACCAAGCCUCCAGGCCCAAGGAAAUCAACUGAAAAUGUACCAGGCAGUGUUUUCAAAAUUAAACUUCCCUAAGGAAAAGUGCAAACUAGCCUUCUUGGAAAGAAGAUAGCCACACAGUAUUAGCUGGUCUUUGAAACUGUAUCUCCCAGGGACUGGUGCCAAAAUGCAGUCCUGAGUGCGGGAGCCCGCCAGGCGUGGGGCUCCAGAGUUCUUGUGAUGGCCUUGUAUACUAUGCUGUUCUAUGCCAGACUGUAUUAAGCAGUGGUGGGAAAUUCCUGGGCUAAGGACCUGGUAGAAAAGUUUAGAAACCAAAACAGAAGAUCUGUAUUUAGGACUAUGUUCAGUUUGCUGCAUUUAAAGUCAAGUCUUCACUGCAGUGAAGCCCAAAGGUAGACCCAGUUAUACAAUUAUAAGGUGAGGGCUGGAAGGAAGCUGCUGCUAGGUUUGUUUUCUUAUAAUUGCCUGUUUUGUCAUUUUUCUUUUGUCUCAUGUUUAGUGACCACCUGAACAUCUUGGUAACUGACAAAGGUCUUCCUAGGGGGACUCCAGCAGUAUCUUGUUUAAAUGAGAUGGACUGAAAGGACUGUUCAGUCAGUAAAUGUUAAUUGGGGGUCAUUUGAAAACAUGUGAUGUUGCCCUUCCUCUUACUCUAGUUUUCUGAAUCAGAGGGAGUUCCCACCCACUCCUUUAGAAUUUAUUCCUUUGCUAAGCAGUAAUUAUAUAGCAUAUAUCCAGUUUAACCUCGACUCAGGAUCUGCAGAUGUGUUUCCUCAUUGAAAGACAAAAUUGAUGCUUGAGUUCUGGUUGCAGAAGCAAGGUUGGUUCAGAUGGCUGAGUACCCACCAGAUUCUGCUUCUGAUUCAGGUGUUGGGGCAUCACACCCUCCCUGUUCUUCUUGGAAACAGCCUGCUCUUCGACCACCCACCUUUCCUCCCUGCUACUUUCAACACAAAUCUUGGAUGUUACCAAAGGAAGCCAUUCAACAGCUGCUGUGGUUCCCCCCACCAACACGUUUAUUCUGGGAGAAGUGUCUUCCCUCUGACCCUGGUUCCCAGCCUCCUGAGUCUGUGACUAGUUGCUCUUAACCUGUUGCACUAAUGAGUAUGAUUCUAAGUUUCAAAGGGGGAAUUUGAAGCAAUAGGCAAAUGGGGCUUGGAUAAAUUGGUCCUAUAGGUACCCUGCCUUAACCCGCUGAGGUGAUGAGUCCACUACUCAUAUGACCUUCCACCUUUGUGAUUUCUCUUAGUUUGUGACCAGUGUGUCUGUUUCUUGAAGUUGUACAAACUUGACAAGUUAAUACUUUGAUUUGUAUUCUGUGCACUGUUGCACUCUCCAGGUGGCCCCUUCAAUAUUUUAUUUAACUUGUUACAUUUUUGUCUGUCUACAUUUUUUUUUUUUAUUUGGAAGGUAACCUGCUGUUGGAUUUAAUAAAUUUGUUUACUUGA
Messenger RNA from Camelus dromedarius (Arabian camel), 7108 nucleotides. It is a transcript of the gene DCUN1D3, whose product is annotated as defective in cullin neddylation 1 domain containing 3. The transcript has 3 exons. Gene Ontology annotation, biological process: protein neddylation. Gene Ontology annotation, cellular component: ubiquitin ligase complex. The record is from RefSeq and is a predicted model, not a curated record. The coding region runs from base 1466 to 2380 and encodes 304 amino acids. Lineage: Eukaryota; Metazoa; Chordata; Mammalia; Artiodactyla; Camelidae. Gene Ontology annotation, molecular function: ubiquitin-like protein binding; ubiquitin conjugating enzyme binding; cullin family protein binding.